Cucurbitaria berberidis CBS 394.84 is the source of this 1038-nucleotide messenger RNA. RefSeq lists its product as uncharacterized. Lineage: Eukaryota; Fungi; Ascomycota; Dothideomycetes; Pleosporales; Cucurbitariaceae. The transcript has 4 exons. The coding region runs from base 1 to 1038 and encodes 345 amino acids. The record is from RefSeq and is a predicted model, not a curated record.
AUGCACUUCACCACCAGCUUUCUCCUCCUAGCCUCCGCUACCUUCGUUUACACUAACCCCAUUGAACCCCGGCAACAGUCCAUAUGGAAUCCCUACAGUCCUUGCACAUCUUGCUUGAGAAGGUCGUGGACCCAGGGGCCAGAGUGCACCACUCAUCAAUACCUGAAGUCAACUAUCAGUCGCCUUUUGAAUCCACCAGCUUCAGAAACAGCCACGUAUACUCCAUCACAAUGGUGCUCUGCAUACCUCCGACAAACCGACUGGUCUACGCAAUGGAAGACUACUUCGUUGGUCAGUACAUACACGUCGUGGUCUGUUGUGCAUCUCUUUGUCACAAAAACGGACUAUGAUCACCCAACCUCCACUAAGUUCUGUCCAUCGCCUUCGCCAGCAAUGGAAUGCGGAUGGGACAGCAAUACAAUUGCACCAUUAGAUCAACAAGAAGACCACUCUAUCGAACACUUCCAGACUCCAGAAGAAUGUCAACAAUUGUGUCUCGAGCGCAAAGCAUGCAAAGCGUAUCGUAUAGAUGGAAAGACGAACACAUACUGCGAGAUCUUCAACGUAGGGCUCGGGAAAAACGCCAGCAACGUCAUCAAUCCCACGCCAAAUGGCAAUCAAUGGUGGGAUCGUAACUGCGGAGAACAUGUACCGACACCCUGUCGUUUAGGAGGAACUGCAUCUCGACGUACGCCUCCUCCGAACUUGAACCCGGGUGUGCCGGUUACACCUUCAUUGGUCGUCCUUACAACGGACGCCCAUCCUGCCACAGCCUCGAUUACCCCUGGUCCUGCCCUCGCAAAACGCGACACCCCUUUCCCACCCUACCUCAAAGAUUUGAGCUACCCUUGGUCGAGCAUGUAUAUGAUUCCUGCGUGUAGCUGUAUUGUUAGCUCAGCAGGUGAGCCAGUUGCCAGCACGACGGUAAUGACGGCUACAAAGUGGACAUCUUCUACAAGUGUGACGGUGACGAACGAGGAUUGGUUUACGGUGACAGAGACGCCGAGACAGACGACUGUCUAUGUGAGUGUGGAGUAA